Messenger RNA from Fusarium mangiferae, 2247 nucleotides. RefSeq lists its product as uncharacterized. The record is from RefSeq and is a predicted model, not a curated record. NCBI's taxonomy places the organism in Eukaryota, Fungi, Ascomycota, Sordariomycetes, Hypocreales, Nectriaceae. Bases 1 to 2247 code for a protein of 748 amino acids. The transcript is spliced from 5 exons.
AUGGCGACCAUCGACCUAGCAGGAGACAACGCGUCUCAGUAUCAUCAUUUCGUUCCUCAAUUUCUAUUGAGAAAUUUUGCUCACGACUUCGAGCCCAAGGACUGUACCGAGUCUAAAGCAUCAGGAGAAAGUAGAAAGAAGAAGAAGAAACAGAAGAAUCGCCCUAGUCUCGACAGCGGAAAAUUGAAAAGAUACCCUGGCGACAAGGUUGUCAAUAACGUUAACCUGCUUCAAACACCUUAUGUCAUUGACGAGAGUCCGGUCAAGCGAAUUCUCGGAUUGACAGACAUGUACAGGGACAAGAAUGGCGCCACUAAAAAGGAGCAGCAUGAGGUAGAAGAAAUGUUCAGCAAGAUGGAGAACCAAGCUCAGAGAGUUUUCCGAAAAAUCACUAAGGCCUUGGAAGACGGCGACAAAGUCGUAUGUCUCCCAAGAUCAGAAAGAGAUCUCAUCCGCAAAUUUCUCUUUCUUCUGAAAUUUCGUGGGUCCAUGUUCCAUAAAAGAUUCUACCACGAAGCAGUUGAGGACUACUGGGCCAACGAUAAAGUCAUGUUCAGACAGUACAUGCGAGAUCAUGGCUUUACACGCCCUAUUCAGGUGUGGCUCGAGAGUCUCAAAACAAUCAUGACGCUAGAGAUGGAUCCGGAAAGAGAGUGGAUGGACAAGAUUAAACAACAGAUGUACUCACAUGAUGCUAAUUGGCUUAUCAUGCAUGUUCAAGGGAUGUACAUGGCUAUUUGCACACCGUCAAAUCCUGAUGACGAGUUCAUACUUACCGAUAACAGCUACAAUGUUUUCGAAGGGCCCAACCACUUUGCACGGGAUAUACAGUCUGGGGAGGUCCAUGGGGUAGCUGAUGUCAACUUUCACGAAUUUGCUCCGGUCUCGCCAAGAUUAAUGAUCGUCUUGCGUCACUUCCUCUUGCCAGUUCCAGAGGAGGACCGUGACCCGGAAAUUCGGGAAUUGAGAGAGACUAUGCGCUAUACCUCCGUUGACGAUACUUUUGGUGUCGACACAAAGUCUUCACUGGAAGAUCUUCCCAUAAGAAAGGCGAGAAACAGCUAUUCAAAGAUCGUCAACGGGCAGGUAAUACGGGUUGAAGGGGAGCAUGAUUCUUACACCAAAGAUGACAAAUUCUAUUUUAGCCUGUUUCCAGUGGGGCGAAAUCAUGUCAACAAACUCAACAAAAUCCUCCUCGAAAACUCAUCACACUGCUCUCGCAUCGUGUUCGGGAGCCAGGCUUCUUUCCUGCGCUCUCUUGAAUACUACAUGACCGCGCCAAAGGGUAUCACUGGUUGCGAUGCUGACGCCAUAGUUGUACAGCUACGGAAGUUGGAUCAACUGAUGAAGGAGAUGGGCUCAAAGCGACAAUCUCAAUGGUUUCAAUUUCCCAGUCCGCCCAUGCUCAGUGGCGAGAAGCACGAGGCAAAGUUCACUGCAUAUCACCAGUACAUGAAGAGCAGUGUGGAACAUGACAGUAGCUUUCUGGCCAUAUAUAAAGCCUUCGCUCGUGGUGCUGGGACUUGGUUGAAAGAUUGGGAACAGGCUAGCCGUAUGCAACAGCUACGAAUCAAAAUUGAUUCUUGGAGCUAUCAGUACGGUGUGGAUGAAAUCAUCCGAAACAGGAAUCGCAAUUUACUACUUCAGAUGUACAUGCUCUUGCCACCUGCGAGGUUUUGGCUCUACAUGAAACGGGUACGAAUUAUGCUAUUGAACCCAGAAAACAUUUUUAUCACUGUUCAGCCGUUGGUGGAACUCUUCACCAACCCAAACUUCCGAGAAGGCCCAGAGGACAUUUUCAGCAAAGUUCAAACUAUUGUCCGAAGAGAUAGACUUAAUCAUCUUAUAUACUCCACCGUCGAGAAUGAUAUCAACAUGAAGCAGAACCCCGAGCUCGAUAGAUGGUGCUACGCAACAUCCCGGAUGGAAGCACUUGAAAGUUAUUUUAUUACAUGGAACUUUGCCCUCAAGCUGCCUGGCUCUAUAAAAGACUGCGGAAUACAUGAGAUUGAGAAACUCGCUGCAUCUAUGGAAUCGUCGAUUCUCAGUACCAAUACCCAUAAGCGACCGGAAUUUGAUGAUCCACGAUUCAGCGAAGACAACAAAGUCGAGUUGUUAACGAGGGUGAUGGUGAGGCGGAAAUUCAAGAAAGCAAUGUCCGCUCGAUUGGAUGAAGGUCUGGCUGAGUCAUUGAAGGCCGUUCUCUUUAAAUAUACAUAUCCAACUCCUCCGACUAUGGAUGACUGA